This is a messenger RNA of Peromyscus eremicus (cactus mouse), 2521 nucleotides long. RefSeq names its product hyaluronan mediated motility receptor (gene Hmmr). Gene Ontology annotation, molecular function: hyaluronic acid binding. Gene Ontology annotation, cellular component: membrane. Bases 93 to 2234 code for a protein of 713 amino acids. The transcript has 18 exons. The record is from RefSeq and is a predicted model, not a curated record. NCBI's taxonomy places the organism in Eukaryota, Metazoa, Chordata, Mammalia, Rodentia, Cricetidae.
GUUUUCUGGUUGGCUGACGCGGGGAGGAUUUGAAUUCAGCGAGCAGACAGUUGCCGAGGCGUUCGGUGGCCGUCGUGGAUCCAGCUGUCAGCAUGUCUUUUCCUAAGGCGCCCCUGAAAAGAUUCAAUGACCCCUCGGGUUGUGCUCCAUCUCCAGGUGCUUAUGAUGUUAAAACUUCCGAAGUAUCUAAAGGACCAGUGUCGUUUCAGAAAUCACAAAGAUUUAAAAACCAAAGAGAAUCUCAACAAAAUCUUAAUGUUGACAAAGAUACUACCUUGCUUGCUUCAUCUAAAAAGGCAAAGACUUCGGUGUCAAAGAAGGAGUCUCAGAAGAAUGAUAAAGAUUUGAAGAGAUUAGAAAAAGAGAUUCGUGUGCUUUUGCAGGAGCGAGGUGCUCAGGACAAACGAAUCCAGGAUAUGGAAUCUGAGUUGGAGAAGACAGAAGCAAAGCUGAGCGUAGCAGUCAGAGAGAAAACAUCUCUUUCUGCAAGUAAUGCUUCACUGGAAAAAAGGCUUAUUGAACUAACCAGAGCCAACGAGCUGCUAAAAUCUAAGUUUUCUGAAGAUGGCAACCAUAAGAAUAUGAGAACUCUAAGCCUGGAGUUGAUGAAACUUAGAAAUAAAAGAGAAACGAAGAUGAGGAGUAUGAUGGCUAAACAUGAAGGCAUGGAGCUGAAGCUGCAGGCCACGCAGAAGGACCUUGAAGAAUCUCAGGGGAAAAUAGUCCAACUGGAGGGAAAACUAGUUUCCAUAGAGAAAGAAAAGACUGAUGAAAAAUCUGAAACAGAAAAACUCUUAGAAUACAUCGAAGAAAUUAGUUGUGCAUCCGAGCAAGUGGAAAAAUACAAACUUGAUAUUGCCCAGUUAGAAGAAGAUUUAAAAGAGAAGGACCACAAGAUUGUAAGUCUUCAGCGAUCUCUUGAGGAAACCCUCACAUUUUCUAAGCAAAUAGAAGACCUGACUGUUAAAUGUCAGCUGCUUGAAACAGAAAGAGACGAUCUUGUCAACAAGGACAGAGAAAGGGCUGAAAGUCUCAGCGCUGAGAUCCAGAUUGUAACAGAGAAGCUUGUUCUGGAAAAACAAGAAUAUGAAAAGCUGCAACAAAAAGAAUUACAAAUUGAGUCACUUCUACAACAAGAGAAGGAAUUGUCUGCUCGUCUUCAGCAGCAGCUCUGCUCUUUUCAAGAGGAAAUGGCUUCCGAGAAGAACGUCCUUAGAGAAGAGUUAAAGCUUGCCCUGGAGGAGCUGGAUGUGGUGCAGCAGAAGGAGGACCAGAGUGAAAGGCUGGUUAAACAGCUGGAAGAGGAGGCAAGGUCAACCGCUGAGCAACUAAAACGGCUGGACGAACUGCUGAGAGAGAAAGAAGUUGAGCUGGAGAAAAGUAAUGCUGCUCACAUCCAUGACACAUUGACUUUACAGGAGAGGUAUAAUGAUACAGUGCAAGAUCUUGGAGACAUUACUGCUCAAUUGGAAAGCUAUAAAGCAUCAACACUUAAAGAAAUAGAAGAUCUUAAGCUGGAGAAAUUGACUCUACAAGAAAAAGUAGCCAUGGCUGAAAAAGAUGUAGAAGAUGUUCAACAUCAGCUAUUGACAGCUGAGAGCACAAAUCAAGAAUAUGCAAGGAUGCUUCUAGAUCUGCAGAACAGAUCAACAUUGAAAGAGGCAGAAAUUAAAGAAAUCACAUCUUCGUCUCUUAAGAAAAUAACUGAUUUGCAAAAUCAACUCAGACAACAGGAUGAAGAUUUUAAGAAGCAACUUGAAGAGGAGGAAGCGAGAAAAGCAGAGAAAGAAAAUGCAGUGACAGAAUUAACUGUGGAAAGUAACAAGUGGCGUCUCCUUUACGAAGAGCUGUAUGACAAGACUAAACCUUUUCAGCAACAACUGGAUGCAUUUGAAGCAGAGAAGCAGGCAUUGUUGAAUGAACAUGGUGCAACUCAGGAACAGCUAAAUAAAAUCAGAGAUUCAUAUGCAGAGCUGCUGGGUCACCAGAACCUAAAGCAAAAAAUCAAGCAUGUUGUGAAAUUGAAAGAUGAAAAUAGCCAACUCAAAUCGGAGGUGUCAAAACUCCGAUCUCAGCUUGUUAAAAGGAAACAAAAUGAGCUCAGACUUCAGGGAGAAUUGAAUAAAGCUCUGGGCAUCAAACACUUCGACCCUUCCAAGGCUUUUCAGCAUGAAUGUAAAGAGAAUUUUGUCCCCAAAACCCCACUAAAAGAAGGCAACACAAACUGCUGCUGAAUUCUGAUGCAACAUCAAGGAUCAUGGAAGUAUACGUCUGAAAUACCUGUUGAAGAUUAUUUUCUUCAUUAUUCCUGAUAUUAUGUUUAUAGUAUAUAUUAUAUAAUAUAUUCAAUUUCUACUGCCUAUUCUUAGGUAUAUGAAAGGACAUUUAGCAUUUGUUAUGGAAAUGUCUUUUGACAUUUUAUUUUCAUUAUGUAUCUCCUUAAUCUUUACCUUUGUCAUCUCGUUCUGAACCACCUUAUUUGCUUUGCAGCUUACAUUGCACUACUAUAAAAAUCAACAUU